AUGGGUACUGGCAUAGUCUCAAUUCUCCUCCAUUCCCUUUCUACACUUUACCCCGGACAUCACGGGUCCCUCAACGUCCUCAGCAUCGUUUUCUUCAUCUUGAACGUCAUCCUGUUCUCUCUCAUCUUCAUCGUGUCCGCUCUGCGAUAUCUCAUUUAUCCGGCGACGUGGAAGUUGAUGAUCAACCACCCCGUUCAGUCGCUCUUCCUUGGCACAUUGCCGAUGGGGUUCGCUACCAUUAUCAACAUGUUCACGCUUGUUUGCGUGCCCAGGUGGGGAGGAGCGAGUCCGUAUAUUGCUUGGGGUAUGUGGUGGAUCGAUGCCGCCGUUAGCGUUGCCUGUUGUUUUGGGCUUCCAUUUCAGAUGAUGACCAAACACAAGAACCGCCACGACACCAUGACCGCAGCUUGGCUCCUUCCUAUUGUAGCUUCUGUUGUUGCCGCAGCAUCCGGGGCCGUAGUUGCAUCCGUCUUGCCCAAUCCGCGACACGCUCUUAUCACGAUCAUAACGAGCUAUGUGAUCUGGGGAACUGGUGUGCCGCUAGCUCUGGUAGUGAUGGCGAUCUACUUCCACAGACUGGCCGUUUACAAACUGCCACCCCACGAAGUCAUCGUAUCGGUCUUCCUUCCGCUAGGACCUAUGGGCCAAGGAGGAUAUGGAAUCAUGGAACUCGGAAAGGUGGCGUUGAAGAUAUUCCCUGAGACGGAGACAUUGCACCCAGCCGCUGGCGAGAUCAUGUAUGUCUUGGGCUUCGGCGUGGCGAUCGUAAUGUGGGGAUUCGGGCUUGUGUGGCUCUUCUUCGCCUUGGCGUCAAUCCUGAGCCGCCAGAAAUUUCCGUUCAAUAUGGGCUGGUGGGGCUUCACUUUCCCAAUCGGCGUCUUUGCGAUGGCGACGAUCACCCUCGGGCAAGAGCUACCGUCCUCAUUCUUCAGGAUUUUGGGCACGGUAUUCGGAAGCUGUGUCAUGCUACUUUGGUUUGUCGUAGCCGCCGGUACGGUGAAGGAGAUGGCUCGCGGGAGAAUGAUCGAAGCGCCGUGCUUACGAGAAUUGGAAAGAGCGAGCCAGAGGGGGGCAGAAAAGGGACGACAAGAGGCUUAG
Molecule: messenger RNA, 1098 nt
Organism: Trematosphaeria pertusa
Lineage: Eukaryota; Fungi; Ascomycota; Dothideomycetes; Pleosporales; Trematosphaeriaceae
Product: C4-dicarboxylate transporter/malic acid transport protein
Exons: 3
Coding region: 1-1098 (365 amino acids)
Biological process (GO): transmembrane transport; sulfite transmembrane transport
Cellular component (GO): plasma membrane
Molecular function (GO): sulfite transmembrane transporter activity
Source: RefSeq, a predicted model, not a curated record